Acanthocheilonema viteae is the source of this 2361-nucleotide messenger RNA. NCBI's taxonomy places the organism in Eukaryota, Metazoa, Nematoda, Chromadorea, Rhabditida, Onchocercidae. The record is from the annotation of a GenBank genome assembly.
AUGAUCAGUAAGGAUACAUAUGACGAUACGCAUCACAGUGAUUCAGUCAAAUCCGUUACCUUACAUUUAUCACCCCCAUCUACGACACUUCCCAAAUCAAACCCUCCAAUUAAUGAUGGAUCAUCGUUGACAUUUGAUGGACCAACGAUUAAGCUUCCAUCAGGUGAUAAGACGACGAUUAUCUGUGAGUCAGCAGUUAUUGGUGACGCUAGUAAGAAACCAACGCUGAAAUUUGCGCCAGUAAUCUGUGAACAAGGUCCAAGUGCACCAGCAUCACCUACAAGUCCCGAUGGAUCACGCUUACGACGUCCUCGUCCAUUAAAUGCAGAUGCCAUGGAACGCAUUAGCGUGUUGACGACGAAUUAUUUGGCAGCGAUGAACCUGAAUAAAUUAUCACCACUUAGUCCAUAUGCUACAAGCGAUUUAGGAUCCAGUCCUCGAAGUUCGAUAAGUUUAGCACCAAGCAGUUUAAGUCCAUGUUGGACUAGUUUCAGGGACAGCAAAAAGUCAAGCCUUGAAGGUGAUGGGGAUUCAGAUAUUUGCUCGAAAGAUCUGCUUUCACCCUGCAUGUAUUCUCCAGCACCGUUCAGUCCCUUUAGUGAUUGUACGGAACCACCAGAAACCCCGCUCUCUGCGUGUGGUGCAGGUGCAUCGCCUGCUCUUUCACCAUUACUCUCAAUGCAAUCCUUGCACUUCAAUUUCGACACAAUUCGAAGUUCCAGUUCACUCUCAGGUCGUGUUGAUGUUAGCCAUCAUCUUCUGGUACCUGAAUCAAACCUAGAUUUACAAUCUAGAGAAAGAAGUCGGUCGGAUGGUGAAGUGACAUGGAACGGAAACACUGAAGAAAUGGACACAUCCGUUGGACAGUCUACCAUAUCGAUUCCCACAAUAUCACGUCGUUUAUCGUCCACGUCAGGUCAAUACAAAAAACGAUUACUACAAAAGUAUGAGAAGGAGCAAGAAGAUAAAAAGGUUCAGAAACGUCAACCAAAUCAAUGUAUUUCUUUCAUCGAUACUCUUUGUCCAACUGAUUCAGAGACAGCGGUUAAUUUCAAACAGGAAUCAAAAGAGUCAGAAAAAAAGAAUGCUACAUGUUUGUUGAAUAAAGAGGAGACAGUUGAUGAUAACUUAUCGAAAUCGACAGUUGAGCCUCAACCAAAACAAUCAUUGUUACCAUCCAAUGAGCCAUUUGGAAGUCAACAGCAAUUUAAUAUUUGGAUGCAACAUCAACUUCUCACUUGGCAUAAUCAUUUAUAUCAAAAUUCAAAUGCAUUGUCAUCACUUCACAAUCCUGCCAUAAUUGGUAUGGGAGGAGCAUGCCUGCUAACACAAGCUAAAGAUCAUAUAUCUCGUGGAAUGACACGAAACACUAAUUCACCUGAAAUGGAAAGCAAUUUCGGACCAAUCAGAGCUGGAACAUUUUGGCGAAGAAGUCGUUCAGAAUCAGAUGUCACUUUUGGAAACUACGUAUGUCAGCAUUGUGGACAAGCAUUUGGAUUGCAUGAUAGGCUUGCGAAGCAUAUCGCUUCACGUCAUCGUGAUCGCUCAGCUUCGAUUGCUGGAAAAGAUGGUUCAUCGAAAACCCAUAAAUGUACGAUGUGUAACAAAUCGUUUGGUAGAAGCGAUAUGUUAACCAGACAUAUGCGAUUGCACACUGGCAUUAAACCUUAUGGAUGUCAAGUUUGCGGUCAAGUAUUUUCAAGGAGUGACCAUUUGAGUACACAUCAACGAACUCAUACUGGAGAAAAGCCAUAUCAAUGUCCUCAAUGCAACUAUGCUGCCAGCAGACGCGAUAUGAUAACGCGUCAUAUGCGAACGCAUAUUCGUCCACCGGGAUUGCCCGAAUUCAAUCCCUUAACAAUAAGCCAAUUGUCGUUGAGUCGCUCAAGUAGCCAGUUGCAUCAAUCAGACACGAUAAUUAGCGAUACUAUAGGCCUAGAACCGUUAUGUCUCUCUUCUAGUAGUUUGUUACCUGUUUCGUCGCAUCAGUUAAUAAAUCCGCUGAUGAUGUGUGCUGCGAAUGCUGUUGCUGCAACUACUGCGGUCGCUGUAACUGCUGUUGCUGACGACCGUCUGCCUAAUAGCGGAGGACUUCCAUUGUUACAAAAUUUGCCGUUUGCAGCAACUGCGCCGAAUUUAAUCGGAUCAAAUUUACGAGGAAGUGCAUUUACAGCUCAUGGUAAGCUUGCGACAUCGCUAUCGGCAGCAACGACUUCAUCGCAGAAUUCACUGUCCAGCACUAGCAGUUCUCUUGCUUUACCUAGCAAUAAUUCCUUACAAUCAUCGCAAUCGUCGCAAAUAAGUCCAACUUUAUGCCGACAAGCCAGUAUCGGUGGCUUUUCAUCCACCUGCUCAACCUGA